AUGAGGCGGGGCGUCUUAAUCUUCCUCGUCGUCAACCUUGUCCUCCUAUCCUUCCUGGUUCGCAGCGUCUUCACACUCUUAACACUCCUGGUGGAAGAUGCCUCGGCCGACGCUAUCCACCGCGCGGAGCUUCCUUCGCCCAACUCCAGUUUGAUCGAGCAACGACCGCAGGUGAUCCCUAAGAUCAUUCACCAGACCUACAAGAAUGAGACUAUCCCGGAGGUGUGGUUGGAUGCUCAGCAGAGCUGCAUCGACUUGCACCCUGACUACGAAUACAUUCUGUGGACAAACGAAAAAUCCCGCGACUUCAUCUCCAAGGAGUAUCCUUGGUUCCUUGACACUUUCGAUGGUUAUAAAUACCCCAUUCAGCGGGCUGACUCCAUUCGUUACUUCGUCCUGGCGCAUUAUGGAGGAACUUAUAUCGAUCUCGAUGAUGGCUGCAACCGUCGCCUGGACCCUCUUCUCGCAUACCCCGCGUGGGUGCGCCGUACCGCUCCAACUGGUAUCUCCAACGACGCAAUGGGCUCAGUCCCUCAGCACCCAUUCUUCUUGCGUGUGAUCGAACUUUUGCAGUCCUACGACCGCCACUGGCUGCUCCCUUAUAUCACAGUCAUGUACUCGACCGGCCCAUUGUUCUUGUCAGUUCUCUGGAAGGAGUACAUGCUGGACAAGCCCAACGAAGCAGCUCGUGUUCGCAUUCUCAUGCAGGAUGAGUACAACAAGUACUCGUGGAGUUUCUUCACCCACCACGUUGGAAACAGCUGGCACGGAAAAGAUGCCAGAUUAAUAUUCUGGAUGGGACAACACUGGAUGUUCCUUACCAUGUGUGGAUUUGUCCUCGCCGGAGUUGUUGGCUGUACCCUUUGGUGGGCUUAUGGCCGAGUGAUGCUCCUGAGCUCCAAGUACCGCUACCGGUACACCAAACUUCCCAACUUUGUCGGCUCGCCCCGCCUGUCGUCACCAUCGCGCCGGAGUCGGCUCACAGUGCCCACUCUUCUCCGUCGGGUUAGCCUGAAGGACGAAGAAGUUGGAGUCUCAGAAACCUCAUACGAACUUUAUAGUCGACGUGAUUAA
This is a messenger RNA of Aspergillus wentii DTO 134E9, 1074 nucleotides long. RefSeq names its product glycosyltransferase family 32 protein. Gene Ontology annotation, biological process: mannosyl-inositol phosphorylceramide biosynthetic process. The record is from RefSeq and is a predicted model, not a curated record. Lineage: Eukaryota; Fungi; Ascomycota; Eurotiomycetes; Eurotiales; Aspergillaceae. The coding region runs from base 1 to 1074 and encodes 357 amino acids. Gene Ontology annotation, molecular function: mannosyltransferase activity. The transcript has 4 exons.